Paramecium sonneborni is the source of this 950-nucleotide messenger RNA. Lineage: Eukaryota; Ciliophora; Oligohymenophorea; Peniculida; Parameciidae. The record is from the annotation of a GenBank genome assembly.
AUGAAUUUUUUUAAAGAAGCAUCAUACUCUUUCAAAUAAAAAUUUGGAUAUUCUUAAUAAGAAAAAGCCCUAAAAUUGUUUGAUUAAGCAUAUCAUUAUCAAAGCACUAUACUUCCAAUAAAUAUUCUUGAUUAAUUAGCAGAACUCAGUUUUCAAAUGUAUGAUAAUAUUCUAAAAUAAGUGAACAUUAUCCAAAAAUAAUCGAUGAAAUAAUUAAGUAAUUAAAUACAAUGAAUAACACAUCCAAUUAGAUUUUAAAGGUAUAUUUAUUUUAAAUUAAAAGUCACUUAUUAUAAUAGAUUAUUUAUUGAAAUAUGGAUGUUCAGGGAUUAUUGAUGAUUUGAAAGAGAGAAUAGGUUUAAUAAGAAAGUAUUCAGAAUAUAAAAUUGAAAUUUAAGAACCACUAAUCUAAUCAAGUAGAUAAAUAUCUAAUAAUUAAAGUUAGACAGAAAGCUUAAAAUAUAACAAUAUAAUUAACAAAUAGAAAUUUAUUGUAUAAAGAGAAAGAAAUUGCAAAAUAGAUGAAAUUAAAAAUUUAGAUGAAUAAACUAAAGUUGUAAACCUAAAGUAGUAACUCUAAUGAUGAGACAUAAUCUAGUUUAGAUGAUAUGUUAGAGAAUUAUAUUUAUAAAUAUAUGGAUAAAUUUCAUGAUAAAUUAGAAAGUUGGGGAGAUUAAGUGAAUGAAAAACUUGAUAGUCUAAUUAAUAAUGUGACUACAAAUUCAGCUUAUAAGAAAGAUGAGAAUGGAUAUUAUUAUCCUGAGUCUUGUAUGGAUGAGGAUAUGUUUGUAUAAAGAGAUAAAUCAAGAGGUUUAGAUUUAAAAGAAAAUAAUUAAACCUUAGGAAUUGGAAAUUAAAGUAUUAGAUUUAGUAAUUUAGAUUUUAAAAACUAAGAAAAUGUUUAACCUAAUUAAUAAAUAAUGAAAUAAAGGAUAAAUUUAUUAGAUUGA